GGAGAUUGUGAGUGCGAAAGAGAAGAACAAAUACAAGUUCGCACCAGCUGCGUUGCCUCUGGAGUUCAGUUCCUUUUUUGAAGAAUGCUUCGAAACGGACCGAGAGCUCCCAGAAUGCCUCCAGUUGCGGCUAAUCCACCUUUUGGGGGCUAUUCUCUCUGGAUCCAAGCAAAACGCUCUCCAGAUGACCACCCCAUCGGUGGUUGAGGGGCUGAUGCUGGUCCUCAGGAGGUGGUGCCUUCCGGCCAGUGGUCCCACCAAGGACCCCCAGUUGCUGCAGAUGACCCUCAAGAGCGUGGUGUCCAUGGUGCACGUCCUCCACACCAGCAGCCCCGGCCAACGAGCCGUGGAGAUCCGAGCCAUCUUGGAGAGCUUCUUCAAGGUCCUGAACGCCGACCAACCCUUGGCCUCGCUGGAAGGAUCGCCUGGGCCUCACUGGGAGGAGAAGUUGAUCACCCUGCGGGUGAACAUGCUGG
Messenger RNA from Pseudonaja textilis, 476 nucleotides. The record is from RefSeq and is a predicted model, not a curated record. Lineage: Eukaryota; Metazoa; Chordata; Lepidosauria; Squamata; Elapidae.